Molecule: messenger RNA, 417 nt
Organism: Ichthyophthirius multifiliis
Lineage: Eukaryota; Ciliophora; Oligohymenophorea; Hymenostomatida
Product: zip zinc transporter family protein, putative
Exons: 2
Biological process (GO): zinc ion transmembrane transport
Cellular component (GO): membrane
Molecular function (GO): zinc ion transmembrane transporter activity
Source: RefSeq, a predicted model, not a curated record
AUGAGUAUAUCGAAAUAAAGAUUGGCUAUUGGACUUGAAAAAGAUUGGAUAAAAUGUUUAGUAAUAUUCGGAGCUGUACUAAUUCAUAAAUGGAUUGAAGGAUUAACUUUAGGAAAUUAUAUGAGAAAAUCUAAUAUCAAUAAAAAAGUAACUACUAUAAUGAUUAUUAUUUUUGCUAUUAUGAAUACAAUAGGUAUAGGGAUUGGAUGGAUUUUAUGUGAUUCAGAAAAAUUUUAUAUGAGUAUUUAUAUGAGUAUUAGUGCUGGUACAUUCUUUUAUAUUACUACUAUUAUAAUUUUAGAAGAAGAAUUUAAUAAUAUAAAAUAUAGGUUUUUAAAAUUUUUUACAUUUUUAAUUGCGGUAGGAAUAGGAAGCUGUUUUUGGUUUUUAGAAUAAUAUAUAAAUCAAGAACGUUGA